This is a messenger RNA of Eimeria acervulina, 4758 nucleotides long. RefSeq lists its product as hypothetical. Gene Ontology annotation, biological process: regulation of transcription by RNA polymerase II. Gene Ontology annotation, molecular function: DNA-binding transcription factor activity; transcription cis-regulatory region binding. Lineage: Eukaryota; Apicomplexa; Conoidasida; Eucoccidiorida; Eimeriidae. The transcript has 3 exons. The record is from RefSeq and is a predicted model, not a curated record. The coding region runs from base 1 to 4758 and encodes 1585 amino acids. Gene Ontology annotation, cellular component: nucleus.
AUGCAACAAUCUGUUGCAUGCGGAGGGCUUGCUGCAGCCCCAGAAGCAGCAUCAGCAGCAGCAGAAGCAGCAUCAGCAGCAGCAGCAGCAGCAUCACCUGCAGCUGCAGCAGCAUCACCUGCAGCAGCAGCAGCAACGCCUGCAGCAGCAACGCCUGCAGCAGCAACGCCUGCAGCAGCAGCACGUGCAGCAGCAACACCUGAAGCAACAAUACUUGAAGCAGCAACGCCUGAAGCAGCAACACCUGCAGCAGCAGCUCCUGCAGCAACAGCACCUGCAGCAGCACCAGCAGCAGCAACACCUGCAGAAGCAGCACCUGCAGCAGCAACACCAGCAGCCGCAUCUGCAGCAGCAGAACCAGCAGCAACACCAGCAGCAACACCAGCAGCAACACUACCAGCAGCAGCAACUGCAUCAACAGCACCAACAGCAACACCAGCAGCACCAGCAACAGCACCUGCAGCAGCAGCAGCAGCAGGCUGGACAACUCCGGUUGCAGGAGCAGCAGCUGCUGCUGCGCUGCAUGCGCCAGCAGCCCCUUCUGCUGCAGGGGGAGCAGCAGCAGCAGCAGCAGCUGCUGCUGCUGGUUCUGCUGUUGCUUCGGCUGCUGUGUCUCCCAGCAGCAGUGAAAGGGAGACAGCGAAUUGCAUCAGCAGCAGCAGCAGCAGCAGCAGCAGCAAGGGCAGCAGCAACACAGCAGCAGCAAGGAGAGCAGCAUUGGGGGUUCGAUACAGCAGCAGCAGCGGUGCUUGGUGCUGCUGCUGGAUAGACAGCUGCAACAAACAUAAAUAUAAAUACUUCCGAGUAAGGGACUUCGGAGAUGAACAGGCGCGGCUGCUGGCGGAGAAGUACUGGAAUGCAAAGGUUGCGGGGGAGGGUGCGGAGCAGCAGCAGCUGCAGCAACAGCUGCAGCAGCAGCUGCAGCAACAGCAGCAGCAGCUGCAGCAGCAGCAAGGCGGCGAGUCUCCUGUCUCUGGCGACGCUGUUUCUGUUUCUGGCUUGGGAGCAGCAGCUCCUGCUGCAGCAUCUCCAGCUGCUGCUGCUGCGGCAUCGCCUGCAGCAACACAAACACCAACAGCAGCAGCAGCAGCAACAGCAGCAGCAGCAGCAGCAGCAGAAGGAGAGCUUCCAGAAGGGGUUUAUUCGCGCGGUGCCGGUGCAAAUGCCUCUUGGAUUUGUCGCUGGUCUUGUGGGGGUCGUAAAUACAGCAGAAGUUUUGCUGCUUCCAAGUACGGCCCCACAAUGGCCCGCGAGUUGGCGUUGCGGUUUCGGCAGCAGCUGAAGGACGCGGAAGCAGCAGAAGACAGCAGCAGCAGCAGCAACAACAACAACAGCAGCAACAGCUCCACAGCAGCAGCAGCAGCUGCAGCAGCAGCAACCCCAGACACCGAAGUGCUCUUCACCUCGGAGCCCGACGACGCUGACAGCAGCAGCAGCAGCAGCAGCAGCAGUUGCUGCUGCGGCUUGCGAUUUGAUGCUGAGGGAGUCCGCUGGAUAUGCUGGUGGCGGGUUGGUGCAGCAGCAGCAGCAGCAGCAUUUGUUGUGGGGCGGUACCCCUUUGCUGUUGCUAAAAGAAAAGCUGCUGCAGCAUUUCAAUCGCGAGUGCUGGAGCUGCAGAUUGCAUGCGGCUGCAGCGGCCACGUUGAAGUCAAGAAGCUGCCUCCUGCUGCUGCUGCUGCUGCUCUCGCUGCUGCUGCUGCUGCUCAAGCUGCAGAAGAAGAGCAGCAGCAGCUCCAGCAGCAGCAGCAGCAGCAGCAGCAGCAACUUGAAUCCCUUUCUCCAGAAGGAACGCCCAGAAGCAGACUCAAAGAAUCCACUGCAGCAGCAGCAGCAGCAGCAGCAGCAGCAGCAGCAAAACCUCCCCUGGUGAUCCCCCCAUAUCUGCAGCACCUACCCCAGAGCUUUGUGGCUGAAGUUGCAGCAGCAGCAGCAGGUGGCAGCUUUGCUGCUGCUGCAGCAGCAGGGGCAGCAGAUGCUGGUGCUGCUGCUGCUGCUCCUGUUUCGGGGUUCUGCGGGCCUUCAGUGCCGCUGGAGUCUUUAAACCCCUCAAGUGCAGCAGCAGCAGCAACUGCUGCUGCUGCUGCCGCUGCUGGCGUUCGCGGUUGUGUCUUCUAUGAAGCCGGCAGCAGCGGCAGCAAAAGCAGCAGCAGCAGCAGCAACAGAGGCAAGUGGGUUGCAAGCUGGGUGUCUGAAGGCUUCACCCGCAGCAGAACCUUUCCUGUUGCAGCAGCAACUGCUGCUGCUGUUGGUUGGGGUGCAGCGGCAGCAGCAGCGCAGCAGAUGGCUGAGAUAUGGCUGCAGCUGAUCCUCUGCAAGGCAGCAGCAGCAGCAGCAGCAACAACAACAGCAACAGUUGCUACAGAUGCAGCUCUUGAACAGCAGCAGCAGCAUCAUCAGGAGCAGAAACCGAAUCUGCAGCAGCAGCAAGACCAGCAGCAGCAGCGGCAGCAGCAACUGCAGCAGCAGGAGCUUCACCAUCACGGCCAGCCGCAGCAGCAGCUGCUGCUGCAGCACGCGAAGAGCGAACAGCAGCAGCAGGCUGGGCGGGCUCCAGAAGGAGCAGCAGCAGCAGCAGCAGAUGUCGGAGCAGCUCAAGACUCUCCAGCAGCAGCGCCUCAGGCGGAAGCAAUUGGCGCAGCAGCAGCAACAGCAGAAACAGCAGCAACAGCAACAACAGCAACAUCGGAUAUGCAUAGCGCUCUGCAGGAGUAUUUGAGUUGCUGCUGCAGCAGGCCGGGGCUUUCUUUUGCUGCUGACAAGGGUUUGUGGGUUGUAGAUGCCUUUAAAGCGUUCCACUCUGCUGCUGCUGCUGCUGCUGCUGCUGCUGCAGCAGCAGCAGCACCGGCCGGCAGCAACCUAACAUUUUGUGUGCAGGCCUUAGGCUGGCAAGGAGCCCGGGCUGCUGCUAUUCGCUGCCACGAUGAGUUUGCUGCUGCAGCAACAGCAGCAGCAGCAACUGCAGCUGCACCAACAGCGGCUGGUCCUGGCACCGCUGGAACUGCGGGCAGCAGCAGCAGCAGCAGCAGCAGCAGCAGCCAAGAGAUAAUUGCUGCUGCUGCUGCUGCUACUUCCAACGCAACGGCUGCAUCUCCUGCAGAGUCUAGGGCAAGUCCAUCGUCAUCACCAGCAGCAGCAACAACAGCAGCAACAGCAGCAGCAGCAACAGCAGCAGCAGGAGCAGCAGGAGCGACAGGAAUUAAACAGCAGCGGGGGGCUGGAGCCGGAAGGCAGCAGCAGCAGCAGCUUCCUAGUCUAGAAGAGCUUCUUGCUGCAGUACAGCGCGUGGAUGUCCCAUGCGAUCCAGCAGCAACAGCAGCAGCAGCAGCAAGUGGGGCGUGUCAGUACCCGCAGAGCGGCAGCAGCGACGCGCUGCCUACGAGCAGCAGCAGCAGCAGCAGCAGCAAUGGCAGCAGCAGCAGCAGCAGCUGGACACUGCAAAACCUUUUUAGGCCUCAUCUCCGGUUCAGCCGCAGCACAGCAGCAGAUGCAUUUAAAGGGGGAGCCUGGAGAUUAGAAUGGCUGCAGCCACGUUGGCAGGAGCAGCAGCAGCAGCAGCAGCAGCAGCAGCAGGAUCUGCUGCUGCAGCAGGUGAGUUGGCCGGUGUACGUACAGCAGGUGGGGGCUCACGCUGCAUUGCUGCUAGCGCUGUUCCUGAAGCAGCAAAUCGAAGCAGCAGCAGCAGCAGCAAUGGAGCCUGAGUUGCUUCAGCAACAAGUGCAGCAGCUGCUGCUGCAGUCUGUGGCGCUGCAGCGCGAAUGCAUCUGCAGCAAAGGCAGCAGAAAGCAGCUGCCGCAGCAGCUGCAGCAGCUAGAGCAGCUGCUGCCCCCACAAACAAUGCAGCAAGCUCAGGCUUUGAGAGACAGAUGCAGCAGGAAGAGACAAUCAGCAGCAAAGCCCGCUGCUGCUGCUGCUGCUGCUGCAGCUGCUUCUCCGGCUGCUGCUUCGCUGUUGAAGUCUCCCGUUGCAGCACACCUGGCGUCUCCUCUUGCUGCUGCUGCUGCUGCUUCUGUAGAUGGAACAGCAGCAGCGCCACUGCCGCCUGCUGCAGCAGCAACUCCCCUAACAGCAGCAGCAGCGGCUGCUGCUGCUGCUGCAGGAGGGUCGGCACCUGUGGACGCAGCCACUCUAGCCCUUCAUCAGAGGCUGCUGCUGCUGCAGCGGCAGCAGCAGCAGCAGCAGCAGUUGCUGCAGCAGAGGCAGCAGCAGCAGUUGCUGCUGCAGCGCCAGGCGCUCUCGCUGCAGCAGCAGCAGCAGCAGCUCUCGCCAGAGCAGCUGCAUCAGUUGCUGCAGCUGCGUAAGCUAAGCGAACCAUCUCAGCAGCAACAGCAGUAUUUGCUUCAGCAGCAGCUGCUGCAACUCCGCCUUCAGCAGCAAGCGCAGCAGCAAAAGCUGCUGCAGCCAGAGCAACAGCCCCUCAAGAAAACGAGACUGGAGGUUCCGGCAGCAGCAGCAGCACCUGCAGCAGCAGUAGCAGCGCCGGCAGCAGCAGCAGCAGCACCUGCAGCAACAGCAACAGCAGCACCUACAGCAGCAGCAGCAGCACCUGCAGCAGCAGCAGGGAACAUGGGGAAGCCGCCCGAGGGGGCAGUCAGUGUACUGCACCCUGCCCAGCUGUUGCUGCUGCAGCAGCAGCAGCAGCAGCAGCAGCAAAUUGCCCUGUCUGCAUCGCUAGGUCAUGCAAAGAGCAGCAGCAGCAGCAGCAGCUGCUGCAGCAGUAGCCAAGGAGUUCCUUCUUCUCCUACAACAGCAGCAGAGUAA